CCCAAAAUAUAGAAAAAAUGGCAAGAAUUCAGUUAUUAGUAUGCUUCACCAUUCUUCUUGCAUCAGUGACCCUUCUUGACGUGGUUUCAGCUCACCUUAAGCUAAAACCAGCUCUGCCUCAAAUCGAAGAUCCAAAAACAGUCAAGGAUGUGGAGCCUUACACGGUUAAAGUAGUAAUGGUGUUUGUAUCGGACCUCGAGAAGGAAUGUCCCAAGACAAACAAAUUCAAGGCCUACUUUGAGAAGCUCAGAGCGUUCGCCAAGUAUGUUUGCCCAAUAGCAAAGAAAGACCAAAAAGAUUACGAUCGUGACAUGAAGGCCAAAGCAGGAAGCCUAUUCCAGGCCAUAUCUUCUUUUGCUAUUGGAAAGAUAAAGGAAGAGAUUAUGGAGGAGAAACUGGAAGCUGUUAAUACCUUCAAGUGGAUGAAAUCCUUGGCGGGGAAGAUUAUGGGUGCUCGCAAAAAGGAAGAGAGCGAAGAAUCCAUGAAGUUAACAGCAGAACAACAGAAAGAAAUCAAAGAAGGGAUCUUGAAAUGGGAGACAGUGAUUGCUCGAAUCACAAACACAAUGCUACAAAGCACAGGAAGCUCCUCUGCUUCAGGUGGAGAUUCUACAAGUGGAAAAGAAACUUCAAGCGGCAGUGGCAAAAGCUCUGGUAGCGGAAGCUCUAGCUCCGGUAAGGGAAGCUCUAGCUCCGGUAGUGGAACCUCUUACAAAGACACAACAGGUUCAAGUUCUGACAUGGGCAGUUCUAGUGGAAGUCCUGCGACCAGUCCCUCUGGUUCAACCGAUAUUGCUUCAGGUGGAAGUGGAACUUCUUAUGCGGAUACUACCGGUGUAAGCUCUAUAAGCCCUGCUGGAAGUCCUGCAAAUAGUCCUGCAGGCUCCACCACUAGCAAUAGCCAGGGAAGCACAGUGGCAGAAGUCGAGGCUGAGACUUCCAAAGAAGUCAUGCAAUUCAUAAUGAACCUCGAGAAGAAGUGUCCACCGAAGGAGGAAUUCAAGUCCUUCUUCGAGAAACUCAAGGGAACCAUGAUGGCUUCCGCAAAGGUUACUUCUGAGAAGAAAAACGAUUUCUUUUCUGGGAUCAAAUCUGCUGCUGGGAAAGUAUCCGAUGCCAUGUCAUUUAUGGGUUCAAGACUUGGAAGCAAAUCAUCAGAGGUGAAGAAAUCAAUGGAAAGUUACCAGGGAGAAGUGACGAAGGCUCUGCACGAGUUAGACGCCAUCCACAAGAAAAUUCUUAGUCAAAGCCAAGGCAAGAAAGAUGGGACUGUGACAGUCACAGAGACACAGAGGACAGAGAUUAAACAGACAAUCACCAAGUGGGAAACAGUCACAACCCAAUUCGUGGAGACUGCUAUGAAGAGCGAGUCUACUACAAACUCUCCAGCUGGUAUUGACAAAAUCAAGCUAAACUGAGCUCAAAGGCCUACCUAUAUUAAUCCGCAGCAAAUCAUUUUUUCCAAAAAACAUUCCAUACACAUUCUUAUC
Eutrema salsugineum is the source of this 1490-nucleotide messenger RNA. Its product is annotated as P17/29C-like protein DDB_G0287399. NCBI's taxonomy places the organism in Eukaryota, Viridiplantae, Streptophyta, Magnoliopsida, Brassicales, Brassicaceae. The record is from RefSeq and is a predicted model, not a curated record. The coding region runs from base 18 to 1418 and encodes 466 amino acids. The transcript has 3 exons.